AUGGUCCGGGUUCACCCCACGGCCUCUGUAUACAUCCCAGCACUGCGCCUCACUUCCACAGUAGAAUACAGACUAGCAGCACCCCGGACACAAUUACUAACAGGCAGUUCCCAGGGCAGCCCGACGCAGGACCCCGGAAGUGGAAUCCUCCCGCACGUGCAUAGCUUUGGAGUGAUGGAGGAGCCUGGUCUGAGGGAGAUCGGCUGUGAGCAGAGCCUGCUGAGCCGGCCGGAUGGCUCCGCUACCUUCGUGCAGGGGGACACAUCGGUUCUGGCUGGAGUCUACGGCCCGGCAGAGAUUAAAUUCAGCAAAGAGCUGCUUGACAAGUCUACUAUUGAGGUGAUGGUGCGACCAAAAGUUGGGUUACCUGCCAUACAAGAAAAGAACCAGGAGCAGUUGAUUCGGGAGACCUGCGAUUCUGUCAUCCUGGGGACUCUGCACCCACGGACCUUGAUCACCAUCGUACUUCAGGUCAUCAAUGACGGGGGCUCUUUACUCGCCUGCUUCCUGAAUGCGGCCUGCAUGGGUAUGAUGGACGCCGGACUCCCUAUGCGCGCCAUGUUCUGUGGUGUCACCUGCGCUCUGGACAACGAUGGACAGAUAACCAUUGACCCCCCUACAAAAGAGCAGAAGGAUAGCCGCGCUGUUUUGACGUUUGCCAUUGAAAGUACAGAAAAGAAAAUAUUAACCGUUUCCACUCGAGGCGUAUACUCCCCUGCAGAGCUCCAGCAAUGUAUAGCAGCCGCCCAGAUGUCAGCCCAAAAGAUCUUCCACUUCUACAGGGACUCAGUCAAGAGGCGAUACUCCAAAUCCUAAGAGAAGAAUGUUACCAUAUCUUGUCAAAAUGUUAUUUUGUUCCCCCCCCCCCCUCUUUCCUUUUACGUCACACUUUUUCAAUAUAUUUUAUGUAAAUUUGCAAUGAGCUGUUGAGGCGCGAGGCCCAGGGUGUCUCAUAGAUCUGAGCAGGGCCUUCUGAUUUAAUAGGCAUUCAUGUAGAUCAGUGUUUCCCCAACCAGGAUGCCUCCAGCUGUUGCAAAACUACAAUCCCCAGUAUGCCCGGACAGCCUUUGGCUGUCCGGGCAUGCUGGGGGUUGUAGUUUUGCAUCAGCUGGAGGCACCCUGGUUGGCAAACGCUGAUAUAGAUGUUAGGUAAGCCUGCAAAAUAAACAAGUGGUGUAUUUUCGGAAUCUCCAGGAGGCCAUAUAGAUCUUUGAGUGUUUCCCAGAAACCUUUAGUUGAAUGCAUGGAAAAGAAAAAGGUUCUUUUUAAAAAGUUAAAACCAUUCAGUAUCGUGGAUCCCUUGGGGCUUUCCAGCUGUCACAGGACUAUGUCUCCCAUCAUCCCCUGACAGCUGGCAUGAUAGGAGAUGUAGUUUUGCAGCAGCUGGAGAGCACUGCUGUAUAUACUAGUCCUUCGUAAACUUGUAUUCCCGGUAUUUACACUGUGGCGCAUUUGUCAUUUUGUAGUUUAAUAAAUAUUUUUCAGCUGUUUUUAUAGAAUUCCCAGCGCUU
Hyla sarda is the source of this 1511-nucleotide messenger RNA. RefSeq names its product exosome component 5 (gene EXOSC5). Gene Ontology annotation, biological process: nuclear mRNA surveillance; rRNA catabolic process; U4 snRNA 3'-end processing. Gene Ontology annotation, cellular component: nuclear exosome (RNase complex); nucleolus; cytoplasmic exosome (RNase complex). The record is from RefSeq and is a predicted model, not a curated record. Lineage: Eukaryota; Metazoa; Chordata; Amphibia; Anura; Hylidae.